Messenger RNA from Scatophagus argus, 1711 nucleotides. Its product is annotated as LIM and SH3 domain protein 1-like. Gene Ontology annotation, molecular function: actin filament binding. The record is from RefSeq and is a predicted model, not a curated record. Gene Ontology annotation, cellular component: focal adhesion. The transcript is spliced from 8 exons. NCBI's taxonomy places the organism in Eukaryota, Metazoa, Chordata, Actinopteri, Scatophagidae. Bases 148 to 945 code for a protein of 265 amino acids.
CGCGUCCGUAUAUUAAUUGAAAUGCCUGCAGGCGAAGAGGACCGUUUGUUUCCCAGCUGUACAUCACAUUGUGCCUCCUUUACUUCUGAGUACUUUUUACUGAACCAGUGAGGGAUUUUUGUGUGUGUGAGGGAUCACUGCGCUAUCAUGAAUCCGCCCUGUGGAAGAUGCAAUAAACCAGUUUACCCCACAGAAAAAAUAAACUGCCUCGAUAAGUAUUGGCACAAAGGUUGUUUCAGCUGCGAGGUGUGCAAGAUGGCGCUGAGCAUGACGACCUACAAAGGCUUUGAGAAGAAACCUUACUGCAGUAUGCAUUACCCCAAAACCUCGUUCACCAUAGUGACCGACACCCCCGAGAACCUGCGUCUCAAGCAACAGAGCAUGCUCAACAGCCAGGCGCUCUAUAAGGAGGAGUUUGAAAAGAACAAGGGGAAAGGUUUCAGCGCGGUGGCCGACACGCCGGAGAUGCAGAGAGUGAAGAAGACACAAGACCAGAUCAGUAACGCUCUUUACAAGGAGGAGUUUGAAAAGAGCAAGGGGAAAGGUUUCAGCGUGGUGGUCGACACGCCAGAGAUGCAGAGACUGAAGAAGACACAAGACCAGAUCAGCAACAUAAAGUACCAUGAGGAAUUUGAGAAGAGCAGGAUUCGAAGUGACGCACCUCCUCCAGAAAACAGACAAGAAGAAGAAGUGCAACCAUCCAGCCCUGAGCGAUUCACUCAGCCGGUCGGACAAAUGCGUCCUGCUGCUGUAGCACCACCUGGUGGAAGGAAAGGUUACCAGGCCGUGUACAGCUACACGGCGGCGGAGGCAGACGAAGUUUCCCUGCAGGAAGGCGACCUGAUCUCGGACGUGGAGCAGAUAGACGAGGGCUGGAUGUUCGGAUGCAACCAGCGCACGGGGCAGCGAGGCCUGCUGCCCGCCAACUACGUCCGACCCGUCUGAGGCAAACGCGCCCGUCCAACACACGUGAGGCGGCUCACCUCCAGCACCAGCAAUCAGGCUUCUCAGAAAGUUUUUAAAAACUUCCCAGACUGGUUAUGCUUUGUCUUUUUCUCUCUUUUGUGUUUAAAUAAAAGUAAAGAAGACGUCCAGGGAUUAUGGGUUUUUGAAAAGUGGGAUUAAAGAAAUUUCACUUUAUGGAAGAAAAAUAAAAAAAAAAAAAAAGGUUGCAGUGAAACCCACAGAAAGAGGAAACGACACAGGAAAACAGAAUAUUAAACCUACAGUCAACGACAAUAAUUCAUGUGUUAUUUUUCUAUUUCUCAGGUAACAUUUACCUUCUUAUGUACACCUUUCAGCGGUGCAGCCCGAACGAAGCCGCUUCAGGUGUAAUUUGUCAGUAUUUCUGCAGUCCAGAGUGUUUUUUAAAACCCGUUUAUUACUACUAUUGAGAAUGAAAAAAAAAAAAAAAAAAAAUCACAGAUUAAUGAUUUGGCCAUGUGAGCCGAUUUGAUUAAAAGAGGAAUAUUUAAACAUUGGAGUGUUUUACUCUCAUUGUUCUUCCUGGAAAUGAUAAACAUCACACCAAUAUACAACAUGUCGAUACCUUUAUUCAAAAACAGAUUGCACAUCACAUCACUACAAGGAGUAAAACUGUACCUAAUCUAAACCAGGUGUUUAAAAUAAGGCCAAAAACAACUUUAUUUAUAAAUUAUGUUUAAGUUAAAACAAACUUUAGCAUGUUUUUUUUUUUUAAUAAAUCAUUAAA